CUAAGUGGUGUUUGGCCAGUCCGGGUGGGUUGGAGAAGGAAGGGUAUUGGGGUGGGGAGGGAAAGGAGAGAGCCCUGGGCGGAGCUAAUUGAGUGUGCAGAGCAGGACAUGGAGGAACGUGGAUCUCCCGACGGGGACCCCGCACGGAGCCACGAGCAGGGGCCAGAAGGGCCGGAAACACCCAUCCAAGUGGUGCUCAGGGUGCGUCCCAUGAGUGCGGCCGAGCUGCGUCGAGGGGAACAGAGUGCGCUACACUGCUCAGGAUCCCGGACCCUGCAGGUGAGCCCCCCGGGCGGGGGCCCCGACGUGGCGUUCCGCUUCGGCGCCGUACUGGACGGGGCGCGCACGCAGGAGGACGUGUUCCGCGCGUGCGGCGUGCGGCGCCUGGGCGAGCUGGCCCUGCGCGGCUUUUCCUGCACCGUCUUCACCUUUGGCCAGACUGGCUCCGGCAAGACCUACACCCUGACAGGACCCCCUCCCCAGGGGGAGGGGGUGCCUGUACCCCCCGGCCUGGCUGGCAUCAUGCAAAGGACCUUUGCCUGGCUGUUAGACCGUGUGCAGCACCUGGGUACCCCUGUCACCCUCCGUGCCUCCUACCUGGAGAUCUACAACGAGCAGGUUCAGGACUUGCUGAGCCUGGGGUCUCCCAGGCCCCUCCCUGUUCGUUGGAAUAAGACCCGGGGCUUCUAUGUGGAGCAGCUGCGUUUAGUGGAGUUUGGGAGUUUGGAAGCCCUGAUGGAACUUCUGCAAAUGGGUCUUAGCCGUCGAAGGAGCUCGCCACACACUCUGAACCAGGCCUCCAGCAGAAGCCACGCCCUGCUCACACUCCACAUCAGCCGCCAAACUGCCUAUCAGGUGCCUUCUGUGGACCCUGGGGAGCCCCCUGGUGGUGGGAAGCUGUGCUUUGUGGACCUGGCAGGCAGUGAGAAGGUGGCGGCCACAGGAUCCCGUGGGGAGCUGAUGCUUGAGGCCAACAGCAUCAACCGCAGCCUGCUGGCCCUUGGUCACUGCAUCUCUCUGCUGCUGGACCCCCAGCGGAAACAGAGCCACAUCCCCUUCCGGGACAGCAAGCUCACCAAGCUGCUGGCAGACUCGCUAGGGGGACGCGGGGUCACCCUUAUGGUGGCCUGCGUGUCCCCCUCAGCCCAGUGCCUUCCUGAGACUCUCAACACCCUGCGAUAUGCAAGCCGAGCCCAGCGGGUCACCACCCGGCCACAGGCCCCCAAGACCCCUGCAACGAGGCAGCCCCAGCGUUUGGAGACUGAGAUGCUGCAGCUCCAGGAGGAGAACCGUCGCCUGCGGACUCAGCUGGACCAAGGGGACUGCAAAGCCUCAGGGUUCAGUGGGACCCGGUUGGCUUGGGCCCAGCGGAACCUCUAUGGGAUGCUACAGGAGUUCAUGCUGGAGAAUGAGAGGCUCAGGAAAGAAAAGAGCCAGCUGCAGAGUAGCCGAGACCUGGCCCGGGAUGAGCAGCAUGUCCUUGCACAGCAGGUCCACGAGCUGGAGAGGCGCCUCCUCUCUGCCUGCUACCUUCACCAGCCGGGCCCUGGCCCAGCCCACCCGUGUCCCUGCUUGAUGAUGCCAGCUGUCCCCUGCCACGCACUGCCCCCUCUCUGCUCUUGGCCCUGCUGCCACUUCUGUCCCCUGUGCCGAGCACCUCUGGCCCAUUGGGCCUGUCCACGGAGGGAACUCCACUUGCCCCAGGUGUAUGGCCCUGAGGCCCCAUCCAGCGUGCCCCUGUCUGCCCGGCCCCCACCCUGCGCCCCCCCAUGCAGCUCUGCCUCCACCAGGUGCCGAAGAGAGAAGAGUCACAGCGACUGGAUUCAGACCCGAGACUUGGCAGAGAUGCUGACCAAGGAAGAGGUGGUUCCCUCUGCACCCCCGCUGCGCAUGGGGCCCCCAGACUCAUCUCCAGUGCUGAGAGGUGCAGCCGGGGUCCCAAGCCUGGCGCGGAGACUGGAGGCCCUCAGAGAUCAGAUCGGCAGCUCCCUGCGACGUGGCCGGAGCCAACCACCCCCUAUUGAGGGCACACGGAACCCCAGCCAAGCCCUCCCUCCCUGCUGA
Loxodonta africana (African savanna elephant) is the source of this 2064-nucleotide messenger RNA. RefSeq names its product kinesin family member 12 (gene KIF12). Lineage: Eukaryota; Metazoa; Chordata; Mammalia; Proboscidea; Elephantidae. The transcript is spliced from 19 exons. The record is from RefSeq and is a predicted model, not a curated record. Gene Ontology annotation, biological process: microtubule-based movement; mitotic spindle organization; spindle elongation. The coding region runs from base 109 to 2064 and encodes 651 amino acids. Gene Ontology annotation, molecular function: ATP binding; microtubule motor activity; microtubule binding. Gene Ontology annotation, cellular component: microtubule associated complex.